AUAAAGAAAAAUGUGUUUGCUAAUUCAUUCAAUCCAAAGAAUAAAUUUGGACGAAAAUAUAACCGCAAACGAUAUCUCGAAACUCUUGGUCCUCCUCCAAUUCAAAAUACUCCGGACAGGCCGUUUAUGGUUGUCAAAUUAGAGUCCUAGUCAAACUCGAGUAUGGAUGGUGCUGAUUCGCGCUUAUGUCCGCCGUCGGAGAAGGAGGUGUGGGCGAAGUUCGGUGUAGACUUCUGGCGAGGAAGAGAAAUCGAUCAAUUUCAUCGAGGUCCUGCUGCGAUUUGGUCCCAGUGCCUGCGAAGGAAGGUGUAGAUUCCUGCUGCGAAGGAGAUGACGGGAAUUGAAGAUGACGGAAAUUGGGGCUAACUUCUUUAUUUUAAUAAAUUGGGCCUUUGGGCCUAUUUUAAGAUUUGAGCUCCCAUGAAUCCAGGCAAUUCCAAGAUCCAAACGAGGUCCUUGUUUUCCGCUAUUUCAAGUGAUUUAAUCAUUGUGCCACUUAUUGAAGAGGAGGGGGAUUGACUGUUUAUCAAUCGUCGAUGUCGCUUGGGGCCCUUCGUUGGGCUAGUGAUACUGAUCUAAAGAAUUAGGGUGAUUUCCGACCGUCGGUGUUGCUUGGGGCCCUUCGUUGGGUUAGUGGCACCGAUCUAAAGGAAUAGGUCUAUUGCCGGUCGUCGGUGCUACUUGGGGCCCUUCGUUGGGUUAGUGGCACCGAUCUAAAGAAUUGGCCCGAUUGCCGCUCAUCGGUGUCGCUUGGGGCCCUUCGUUGGGCUAGUGGCACCGAUAUAAAGAAUUAGUCCGAUUGCCGGUCAUCGGUGUUUGCUUAGGGCCCUUCGUUGGGUUAGUGGCACCGAUUUAAAGCAUUAGGCUGAUUGUACCUGCUGAAGACUGAGAUGUUGCCGCUACUUUCGACCUUUGUCCAUUCUGAAGGAGCUUGACUAAUUAUUGGCCAGUAACACUGAUUUCUUUUGCUCGUCUAGUCAGAAGAUGAAGCCAAUUGCUCGGGCUUGAGAUUGAUUAUCAUUGCUGAGCGGCCUGUUUUUUUUAUUUUAUUAUUAUUAUUAUUAUUACUUUAGUUUUUUUUAGUAAUAAUAAUAAUGAUGAUUUUUUUUUGCAGUCCAAAAUGAUAUCUUUUAAGGACGUAAGGCAUGGAGGCAAAAAGUAUCUCUCUAUAUCAACGAGUAAGAAGAAUGACGCAGAGAUUCUUUUGGAGAUGCAUAAGCCAUUUGCUCGCGAGUUUUGGGGUCCAACGGUUGUGUCCUAUCGAGUUACAAACUGGACUCCUGAGUGCGAGUAUCAAGCUCAGACAAUGCGGACUUUAGUAUCUGGCUUUACUCACAUGUCCUCUUCUGAGAUUCUUCCUUCUUUGGGUAGACGUAUCCUUGAUGAAAACGCCCCUUUGACAAAGACCUUAUCAUUUGGUGGUGAGUUUAGAUUCAUCACAGGUUACUGGGACUGGGCCGAAGAUAUUUUGAGCAUGAGUAAAAGCGUUCUGGAGGAAGGGCUUAUUUACGAUGAUGUUUAUGCCUCAUUAUUCACGUAUGACCGAUGUACUAAUGCUAUUCAAGCAUUUUGUGAGGCACGAUGUCCCACGAUGAAUACUUUGCUUACGUCAAUUGGCGAAUUGACGAUCACACUUUGGGACUUGCACGUUAUCGGAGGAUUGCCUAUCAUAGGAGACGUAUAUGAUGAAUCUAUUCCGGGCACUUCUUAGUGGUUAAAUACGAGCGCUGACCGUUCAUUUCAUCUCUGCAAAUAUUUGUUUCACGCAUAUCAUCAUCUCUUUCCCAAAGCAGGAGAUAAGCGUGUUUUGCGUGUUCAUGCGUGGGUCAAAUUCUGGUUCAGAAAGGCCUCCAAGUAUACUAUGCCUCCAGUGAGAACAGAAAAGAAACGAACAUCUCGUGCCAAGGCGACCCAUAAUCCGAGCGGAGCUAUUCCAAGAUUUGGAGGAUGGUCGAAUUCUAUGAAGGUACCAUUCCACAUACUCAAGGUUCCUGCUGAAUAUGAGGAAGAGGUAUAUUUAGCGGCAUUUUUAUCAUGUUGGCUUUGUGCAUUUGUAUUGCCGCAUGAAGGUCCUAGAGUUAUCCGCCCGGAAACAUUCAGAGUUGCUUGUAUGUUGGCUCGAGGGAAACGUGUAUGCCUUGCGGUCCCGGUUCUUGCAAGUGUCUAUCAUGGGCUUAAUCGGAUCUCGAAUGCUCCAGCUCCUGAUCAAGUUAGAACGUGUUUUCCCGUUCACUAUGUCUAUGGAUGGUUGGCAUCAUACUUUGAUACGCAUUUUAAGAAUGAGAUCCAGACCACGACACCCUUAAUGAUUUCUUAUUCAGGAGAGUGGAGCGAGAUUGAACUUGCUGAUCGGCUCCUAGUGAUAGGGCCUUGCAUGUUUUGAUUCGUGCUUGAUGACGCUCGAGAAUUCAGAGUGAACACAGGCUUGCUUGAUGCCAUGGGUUCAUUUUUUAAAAGUGAAGAGAUGAGAGGUAGAGAUGUCCCACUGGGCGUGCCAAAAAUUUGUGAAACAAAUUUUAAGUAUUUACUUAAAAUUGAUCGCAAAUAAUAAUAUGUGAGAAUAUUGGGUACAAUCUCUAAAUAUGAAUCCUCUGAUGCUUCACUUGCAAUUUGACAUAAUUAAAGAAAUUAAUUCAAAAUUAAAUCUUUAAUUCUUCAAAUAUUCGAACGUUCGUCAGAUCUUCAAAUCUUCGAACCUUCGUUCUUCGUAUCUUCAAACCUUCAAAGUUUUGUUCUUUGAAUCUUCGAAUCUUCGUUCUUUGAAUCUUCAAAUAUUCUUGAAUUAAGAAUUCCGCUUGAAGGGCCUCCGGUUUUCAAGUGGCUUGAUCUUCAACAAAAGGGCCGUUUUAUGGCUUGAUCUUCUGUUUAAGGGCCUCCCGGGAUAUGUGGCUUGAUCUUCAAUUGAAUCUUGCUUCAAUCUUAAUAUGAAUAUCUUCAAAUCUUCAAAGUUUCGUUCUUCAUAUCUUCAAAUCUUCAAAGUCUUGUUCUUCAGAUCUUCGAAUCUUCAAGCUUCGUUCUUCAGAUCUUCGAACGUUCUUCAACUUUUGGAUUUAUUUUAUUAAGAAUCGACGAAAUCACGAAGGAUUAUUCGUAUAUUCUUAACAAAAAUCGUGACUUGAUCUAUUCCUCUUCUUCGGGAUCGUUCAGAGCCUUACGGGAGUUCUUGAGAGCUUUUCUGCAACGUUUCUUCGUCUGAAAAUUCUCCUCCUUUUUCUCUCAACUGAGACCCCUAUUUAUAGGUGUGGAGGAGGUGAAAAUAUGCUUUAGGGUUGCAAAAUUUCGUCCAUACCUCAUGAGCCUCAAAUAAAAUGGGUUUUGGGCUCUAUCUGCUUGCAUUUAAUAGUCAGAAAAAUCAGCACUUGUUUGAUGUAUCUGGACAGCCUUUUUAACAAGGUUCGCAGCCAUUUUCCAUGCAUACGGAUGGAUUUCUUAACCAUAUUCAUUGUUAUCUUUAUCAAUUGGAUCGUGUCUCUUAUUCAUCGGGUUACUAUUUAAUAAUGGGCUCAAAAUAGAGAAAUUAAUAGGACCGGUCCAUUCUUUUAAAGAUUUAAUUUAUAAUUAAAUUAAUUGGAUAUUUAAAUGACCCAAAUUAAUUCAAUUAUUAAAUUUUAUCCGAAUGGGUCCAUAUUAAUAUUUUUAUAAAACCCAACAAUCAUCACGAGUGGCCCAACAGAAUCCGACAGUGGCCCACUAGCAAAUAAUAUAGCCCGGUAACUUUUAAGAGCUCGGUAGCUAUCACAGUUGGCCCAGUAAUUUUUAUAUGUCUACAAUGUCAUGUGAUUGUUUUUGCUGAUUUUCUUUCGAUCUAUGCUAAGCUUUUGGUGUUGUUAAUUUAUUUGAUUUUCCUCUGGAUAUUCUUGUUGACAACUAUAGUAAAGUUACCCUUGAAGAGGAAGCAAAGGGGGCAAAGGGGGCUGGUUCUGGAAGUAGACCCAUUAGGGGGUGAUGAAGAGGUUAAUGAGGGUGUGUGUUUUUUCGGCUACGACAAGGGUAGUAACAGAUAAAUCUAUCCGUUCAAUUUCUUUUCGUGAAACCAUGGCAAUGGUUUGGAGGUCGGUUAGAGGAGUCACCAUUGAAGAAAUUUGCACUUUGAACAAAACUUUGUGGUCAUAAGGACUUAAGGAGGUGAGGGCAAACAGAUAGACCACUUGAGGUGUCCUUAGAGUAUGCAGACUUCUGGGUUCAGGUUCACAGGUUCACAAUCUUCCUAUAGGGUACAUGACCACUAAAACAACUCAGGGAAUUGGAAAUGGCAUAGGGACUUUUGUCCAUAUUAAUUGAUGGUUUGAUUCUGCAUUUACAGAAAUUAAUCAUGAAAGUUAAUGAUACAUUUAUUAGACAUAAUGUGACUAUUAGGACAGUUUGUAUGUUUUAGUAUGGUCAUUAAUGUAAUAAAGGAGGAUGUGAAUUAGGUUGACCAAUCUUUAUGACGAGUCAUCAAGUCAUCGAAUCAAACCGUCUGACAAUGACAGAACGAACAAGACGUAACAUAUACAUGUCAUUUGGCUAUAUUAAUUCAAUGCUGCAAGAUAAAGGAAUUUCAGGCUGUUUUAUGUAGAUAGCAAUGUAACGAACGGUUAUGCUCCCACUUCUCCAUUGGACGAGUCGGAAGUGAUGAAACAGUCCAGAUGCAUUAACUUCUACUCUUUUAAAUAGCAUUAACACCUAAUGUAAACACACAAGCAUUCUCACUUGUUGGGAAUAUUUUAUGGUGUUCAAUCUAGUUAGUUAUCUUUGUAUUUCUGCAGUUAUCAAUUAAACGUGUAAUACAGGCCACAAAUGUAUAUCAGCCCGGGGGCUUCCUUGUAACCCGUAAGUUAGCCAACUUCUCCUAUAAAAGGAGGCUAACUUACGGGAACCCUAACAGACGAUAGAGGCGUAGAGAUAGAGAGAUUAGGGUUGCCGCUGCUCUCCUUCUCCAGGGAGAGCAGCGGCCAGUUCAUACGGUAUACCAGAUUCAGUUUUAAUCUUC
Molecule: messenger RNA, 4972 nt
Organism: Cuscuta europaea
Lineage: Eukaryota; Viridiplantae; Streptophyta; Magnoliopsida; Solanales; Convolvulaceae
Source: the annotation of a GenBank genome assembly